AUGGAGGCAGACGGCGCAUCUCAAGGAGAACAACUGCUAGACGCAGCAAGAAGGAACAACGUAGAUCUAUUGGAGACGGUGUUUAAGGAAUUAGAAGAAGAUCCUGCUAAGAUUGCAGAUGUCGUUAAUCAUAGUAAAGAUCCUUUUGGUAACACAGCUUUACAUCUAAGUUGUAGAUACGGUUCUUGGGAAGUCCUCGACAAAAUCUUGGAUCAAGAAGGUGGAAUUGAAAUUGAUCCUCAUAAUAUAAUUGAUGGUGACACUCCUUUGCAUGCAGCUGUGAAAUAUGCACAGGAUGAACCAGAACAUGGUCUUUUCAUCGUUCAGAAUCUGAUAGAGGUUGGUGCUGAUCCAAGAGCAAGAAACAAUCAUAACGAAAGGCCAAUUGAUUUAAUACAUAGUGAUGAAUUAGAUGAUUUGGUAGACCUUUUGCAAGGUGCUGAGUUAGUGACCGACAAUGCUGGAGAAAUGACGAAAGAAGAAGAAGAAGAAGAAGAAAACAUCGUUGAUGACGAUGACGAUGACGAGACAGAUGACAAAGAUAUCGAUGCUCCAAAGGAGAAUUGA
This is a messenger RNA of Maudiozyma barnettii, 567 nucleotides long. RefSeq names its product ankyrin repeat-containing protein ANK1 (gene ANK1). Gene Ontology annotation, cellular component: nucleus; cytoplasm. The record is from RefSeq and is a predicted model, not a curated record. Bases 1 to 567 code for a protein of 188 amino acids. NCBI's taxonomy places the organism in Eukaryota, Fungi, Ascomycota, Saccharomycetes, Saccharomycetales, Saccharomycetaceae. The transcript has a single exon. Gene Ontology annotation, molecular function: protein binding.